Molecule: messenger RNA, 270 nt
Organism: Trichoderma virens Gv29-8
Lineage: Eukaryota; Fungi; Ascomycota; Sordariomycetes; Hypocreales; Hypocreaceae
Exons: 3
Coding region: 1-270 (89 amino acids)
Source: RefSeq, a predicted model, not a curated record
AUGACCGUGGAUCGUCAUGAAGAAGUACACACCAAUGAGUCCAGAUUGGUCGAUUCGAUGGUUCCUCUAGAUAAAAUCAUGCUUGGUCCUAGAAGAAAAGGUGUCGCCCGCAGCUACUAUACCGCCCUCGACACUCCGGUUCCUCGAAAGACGGACAUUAGAUCAACAGAGGUCAACCUCAACAGUGUGGACAUCACCACGAGAUACGGACAGGCAAAUGACUUUUCUCCGUACCACGCUGCCGCCAUCCAAGAAGCCACUUUCUUCUGA